GUAAUUCUAGUUAUUCAGUGAGUGUCACUGACAGUGAGAUGUAUGGAAAUAUAAACUUAGUAGGUUUUGCAGAAAAUUAAAACAUUAUUUUAUCGAUUUCUUUGACACAUAUAUAAAAGUAAAUGGUGUUAUUAAUUUUACUUCAAGUUAGGAUUUGUUUAAUAAUUUAGGAUAUUUUAAUUGCCUACCUUUUGGAUUGAACCUCGGAAAAGAAUACAAAAUUAUUCUUAAGUUUGUUAUGAUAUACAAGUUUUAAUGCAGAAACCACUCGUCGUUUAAAUGUCAUUUAGAUAAGCCAAUACACUCCUAGAGCCAGGAUGAGGUACAACAAGCAGGAACUGCUCACACUGGCCACGCAGCCCUCCCAGAAAUUUGACAAGGAGGGUAUCCUGCUCCUGCGAGAGCGCCAGGAAGGAUUCUUCCGACGUACUGAAAGGAAAGACUCGAAAAGAGGGAAAAGGGGAAAAGGCCUGCGGGAACUGAACUGCUAUAGUGGACCCAGCAAAGUCAGUCUUGAGAGGUGGUGUCGGCUUCGGGGGAACCUGCUAUUCUACUUCAAGUCCAGGGACCAGUGGUCAGAGCCACUGGGGGUGAUAGUGCUCCAGCAAUGCUCCAUUAAACUAGAUCCUCCCUCUCCCACUCCUUUACCUGACGGACCCUACGGUUUCAGCCUUGUGUUUGACGGAGGUCUGGCACAGCACGUGGCAGCGCUGACAGAGCAGGACAGGGAUCAGUGGCUGGACGCCAUACAGCUGUCGAGCUACGACUGCAUGAGAGCACACCUCCUUUCCUUACAGCAGAGGCUGGAAACGCGCCGAGGGCAAGACCCAGACCUGGACGUCCAAAUGUGGCGACUGCGACGCAAUCACACCCUCGACCCAUGUGAGUUACCUCUCUGUGAAGUGUCAUUGUCAUGUGACAAUCUGCUGUGUGACGGGCAUGGACGACCUCCCAACCCUGUUCUGCUGGUACAUGUGUACAUUCCAGAGGAGAGGGUACUCUUGAAAUAUGCCAAAACUGAAGUAAUAGAGAGGAGCAGCAAUCCCAGUUUCUUGAACACUGUGAGUUUCCGAGCGAGUGAUGGGUUGAAUAGUAACUCAAAGGUACGGCUAACGGCAUAUGAUGUGCGAGAGCCGGUGUCACAGACAGCCACGCCGCUAGGGUCCGCGUGUAUUACGUUGGGCACGCUGCAGGAUUGUGAGAGGCUCAGAAUACCACUUAAGUCAUGUACAGGCUCCACCGUCGGUUUCCUCAGUGUGUUUGUGUGGGCCCUGGAACGUGAGGAUCAUUCCACUCCCAGCACAGAGUCCACACCCUGCAGAACUGCACAUGUCGACCCGGCCUUGAUCCACUGUCAUCGCCGGUCACAGUCACUGCCUCCGCGGCUCAACUCCAAGCUGAAGCUGCCACACCAGGGUCAACUGAGGCUACUGUUUGCCAACCCAACAGUGCAGACUUACCGCUUCCACUCUGGGCUCGGUGGAGACAUCAGUGUCCACGAGGUCAUGGCUGAGAGUCGACUCUGCUUUACCUUCCCGCAACAGCUUCUAGGAGUCUGGAUACAGGAGGAGAAGGAGUUGUUGCAGGAAGUGGCAGGGAUGGGGGAGCUGGUGGAGCCCUGGCACUCUAAACAGGUCCAGUUGCUGGACAGACACCUGCACUUGCUGCACCUUUACUCCCAGGCCAGUGAGAACUUAGCAGCACACAAAGGAGGUUUUUUCAAGCCUAGUUCUCGAAAGAAUGACCGUUCUUUGGAGUUUGCUCCAGUAAACCUGCACCUGCAGCGGAUGUGGGUCCAAAAUGACACUCUCAAGAAGUGCGACUUCUACGACGUUGUCACGGUCGGUGCCUUCACCGCGCACUCACACAAGAAUAAGAAUGGUGGGCUAAUCAAGUUGUUACAGCAGCUGAAGGAAUCACCCAUAAAGGCGAACAAUAACUCUACACCAGGGUUGGACAAGAUCACCAUGGCUUUUGAUGCCAUCCAGGCAAUAAAACAGCUGAGGAGGGAGGUGGUGGAGGCGAUGAGAUCCCUGAUGCGGCUGGCCAAGGAGAAACAAACUCUUGGAAUGUUACCUAUCUGUGAGGAUAUGAUAUCCAAGACUCGUAUCCUGUUAACUCUGUGGGACCCGGGGCUGGUAGAGGAGGCUCUGUCAUUUGUGGAGAAACACAAAAUGUCCUUGACCGAUGACCUCGGCAGUGGAGGCAGCGGUGGGGAGGACAGCCUCACACUGUCACCCUUUCGCCGCAUCACCCAGCAGCUCAGCUUCAACGAGCUCAAGUCCCCAGACUAUGAUGAACUUGUUACUCCUGACAGUCCCCGUUGUCUUAAGGCACUGUGGGAACUGCAGCCAAAGAGUGGGAAUCGUAGCAGGGAGUCAAGCGAACACCAGUUUGUGAUAUUUCCUGAUGCAGAGGAGGAGGGAGAGGGAGAGCGAGAGGUGGAGGGUAAAAUAACAGAGGGGGAUGGUGAGACGGAGGACGAUGACAGCAGCUUGCCUUCUAUGUCCAAUGGCUUCGAUAGUGAUGUCGGACGAAGGUUCCUGGACACACAUGCCAUGAGCAGCUCUCCAUCAGCCAAUUACUACAAGCCCACAGAUGAGCCGGAGCCAUGGGACCUGACACAGCUCAACAUUGAGGCCAGUGUCAUGUGUCUGGUCAGCAAGGUCAAGUUCUUGUGUGGUCGUUGUGGCUCCCCUGCAGUCAGGCUCAGGUCACAAAGAGGCAUUGGUAGGUCAAAGAGUUUUCGGAGCGAACUGUCGAGUCAGAGCCAGCAAGAGGUGGUGACGAGUCAGCCAACGAGUGUGACAGUGAGUGGGGUGGUGGUGGGGGGCAGGACCGGAGGUCCUAAGCGGACUAACAGUGACGAUGCCAUCAACAAGGCUGUGGACUGUGCCAACGUGGUGCGUAAUAAGUUCACUGAGGGAUUAGACUUCUCUACGAUCACUGACUGGACAACGGAGCUGCGGCCCAGUAUGCGCAAACUGCGUCAGGCAAUGGACGGGUUGCUUAAGACAGCACGGCUCACACACAGCGUGUUCCGAGUGCAGGAGGACAGGCGCACUGCACAGAAGGCGUGUAAUGUGCGAUACAGGAGGCAUGUCUGUUUUUCUCAGGCGUUGACCGCACUGGUGACAGCCCUGAUGGCUAAGCUGUGGUGCCAGAAACCAGAUCCUGUGUUCCUACUGGUUUUGACCACCAUAGGACCCUUGGUGUCCUUCGAGGGACUGCUGAGCUACUACGGCGAUGAGGUAGACAUGUGGGGUGACAUGGUUGUAGCAGUGGAGGACCUACAGACUGUCGGCUUCACCAUGGCUCGCUGUCCACCCAACACAAGGCAAGAACAGGCAGUGCCCAAGGUGACAGGGUCACGGUCGUCGCUGGGUGUGGUGUUGCCAGUGCCUGACUCUGUACACUCUCUGCUGCCACUGUCCUCUCCCCCAGUAAGCUCUGUCACCUUCCACGUCACCCCUGUGUUCUUCAACAUUGGUAUCAAUGAAAUGGCCACUCUCGCAGAGAGUCUGGGUGCCACCAAGCCGCAGGAGCGCAGCAAUGUCGACAACUUUGACCGGCUCAAUCGUUACUAUCACCGGUUCCGCAAACUUAACGUCCCAUCCGAGAAAAGAGGAGUGCUCCACGGACCGCAGCAAGUCAGCCUUGACUCACUAGUAGACCAACUCAAAGGAACAGUGCUAGCCAGCCGGAGUAAGAAUGUAGAGAUCCUGCACCUCUCCUCCAGGAUCUGCCGGCGGAUGAAAGGUUUGAGGUUUACAAGUUGCAAAAGUGCCAAGGACCGAACUGGCAUGUCAGUUACUUUGGAGCAGUGCUGUAUCUUGCGUUCAGAGUACGACUUGGCAGAGCAUGAGUUCAGCCGUGCACUAGACUGUAUGCGGAGUGAGGGUUGUCGGCGGGAGAAUACGUACAAGAAUGUGAAUGUACGCAAGUAUGCCUUCAAUAGUCUGCAGAUACUGACCUUGCCCAAGCAGUAUAGACCCCCAGCUGGUACCUUCGGCUCAGCGCAAUCCUAGUGUGUCACUGUCACAGUUAUUGGGUAUCAGUGUUUGUCUAGUCACUAUAUGUCACAUAGCUCAACGUCACAAUACUGGAGGCUUGUGGUAACACAGUCUAGGAAUCAUUCACCGCACGCUCCUCCAUGUUCCUACAAUAUUCCACCACAAUAUGUUGCGUACCUAGAUAUUAUGUCCGCAACAACAAGACACCAACAAAGACUGACCCACACCUGUUGUCAUCCUUCAGUCUGUUGGCUGUGAUUACACAGUUCUUAGAUCAUGUCUAGUGUUCAGAUGGGUUUUACUUUACAUUGUACAGGUAUUUGGAUGAUUGUUAGCGAACAGUUUAAGAAUGUUAGACUGAUUAUGAUAGACUUAUAGUUAACUGAUAAAACAGGCUUUGUCAUGAUUACAAUCAAUACAUCUAUAGACUUUAAGGGAAAAAUUGUGGUUCUGUUGAAAAUUUUGGCAAAGCCGUAUAUUUGGUAUUAUAUACAACACAAAGUGAAUAAAACCCCUCUUCCCUUGACUCUUCUGCAAUGAUUUGUUUAUGUAAACGUAAUUGUUGAUAUGUGUUCAGUUUGAUUUUCUUUUAAUAACACAUUCUUUACUGACAUUCCUAAUGUUUAAGAAAUUUAGCUCAAAUAUAGUCAACAUUUUAAAUGUAAAUGUUUUACAAAAACUGUAAAUCUUCUAUGCUAACUAACCACAUUAAAUAAGUAACUGUAAGUGACCUAAGUAAUUAUAAGAUGAAUUUGCUAUAAUUUUACGGAGAACUGUUUUUGAAUUUUAGAUACUUGUCUCACAUUACUGGUGGAGAAAGUUAAUAGGACAUUUUGAAAGGAAACCUGCAAACUAACCUCAUUAUUUUGUUAGUAAUUAUUUUAAUUCAAGGGAAUUAUCACAAUGAGUUUGCUUAAGAACUCAGUUUUGUGCCAUUGUAUAUUGUGAACAAACAGUUUUGUUUAUUAUAAUGAAAAGUAUUCAGAUUAUAAUGAUCAUGAUAUUUGGGAAGAAUAUUUAAAACAAGAUCUCCAUUUGUAGAAACCUUAUAAUUUUCUAUACUAAUAUGUUAUCUCUGAGCUAAGAUUGUCUGAUAUGGGGAUAAUCAUGCUUUUGAUAUGAUAACAGAUUGUAAUCAUAGUUCUAAAUUCAAUGGAUUGUGGGAAGUUUGUAGUUCCAGUAUAUCUGAUCUUAAAAUUAAAGAAAAUUAAUUUUAAAAUGUUAAAUACUAUACAGUUAUAUUAAUUCAGGUAUUAGUUUAAUGGAAAACAAAAAUAAAAAAAUUUUGGUAUGAAUAAAACACCAUCAGUACAAUAUAACAAUUAUUGUAUCCUCAAAAUAUGUUGCUAAUUUUUGUUCUCAACCUCUAUAAUAGCAUUCGUACUAUGCUAUAGAAUACAUGUAGAAUUGGGGCAUAAUACUUUGUAAGUGGCAUGCAGGGAAAAGAGCAUCAAAGUUUGUUGGCUCCUUAGUGUAUGUUGUGUUAUAAACUGUUAUCGUAUAGACUAUCUUCAGUUUUUUGCAAACACUCUUUUGCAAAAGAUUCAUCAUUGCAAAAUUACAUAAUUCAUCAUACUGUUAAUCAUGAAUUCAAUAUGUUUAUGGCAGCUUUUUCAGGGUUCUAUCGUAAAAUGAAGGCAUAGGAAGUAAGAAGGUUGCUCCUGUCUCUGCACUUUAAUUAAACAUAAAUAAUUGUUGCCAUUAAAUAAGUUUUAAAAA
Molecule: messenger RNA, 5732 nt
Organism: Homalodisca vitripennis (glassy-winged sharpshooter)
Lineage: Eukaryota; Metazoa; Arthropoda; Insecta; Hemiptera; Cicadellidae
Product: type II inositol 3,4-bisphosphate 4-phosphatase
Exons: 22
Coding region: 318-4028 (1236 amino acids)
Cellular component (GO): cytoplasm
Molecular function (GO): phosphatidylinositol-3,4-bisphosphate 4-phosphatase activity
Source: RefSeq, a predicted model, not a curated record